Molecule: messenger RNA, 538 nt
Organism: Dimorphilus gyrociliatus
Lineage: Eukaryota; Metazoa; Annelida; Polychaeta; Dinophilidae
Source: the annotation of a GenBank genome assembly
AAGGGUCAAUGUGAUUUUGUUAAGGACUAUCAAAAGUGGGGUUAGAGCACGUGUUUUUAUUUAAAUUAUUUGUUAUCUUUACUAACUGGUAAUUAGAUUAAAAGAGAGCAAAAUGUCAUAUUGCAGAGAAGAAGGAAAAGACAAAAUUGUGUUCUUAGAGAAGGAUUCAGCAGUAAAAAAUGAUUCUAAGACCAUGUCACUACUGCCUAGUGAUCUUGAAGAUGAGCCUGGAUUAGUGUUAGAAAAUGGUGAGAUCAACUGGAAUUGUCCAUGUUUAGGAGGAAUGUCCUCUGGGCCUUGCGGCGUACCGUUUAGGGAGGCUUUCUCAUGCUUUCAUUACAGUCAAGCUGAUCAAAAAGGCUCAGAUUGCUAUGAAGAAUUUGCUAAGAUGACCGACUGUUUUAGAAAAUAUCCAGAUAUAUAUGCAGAACCUGAUGGUAACAAAGAGGAAAAUGAUACAGAAGAAAGCACACCUGAUGCGUCAUCCGAACAAACCAGUGAUGAAACUUCUGCAACUUCGGAUGGAAAAAAAUCAUAA